Molecule: messenger RNA, 660 nt
Organism: Orycteropus afer afer
Lineage: Eukaryota; Metazoa; Chordata; Mammalia; Tubulidentata; Orycteropodidae
Source: RefSeq, a predicted model, not a curated record
AUGGCCUCGGCGGGGCUCCAGCUCUUCGCUUUCGGCGUGGCCUUGUCCGGGGCCUCGGGGCUGCUCACGGCCACGCUGCUGCCCAGCUGGAAGGUGCGAACGGACGAGGGCGCCAGCAUCAUCACGGCCAUCAAGCAGCUGCAGGGCCUGUGGAUGGACUGCACGUGGUACAGCACCGGCAUGUUCAGCUGCACGCUCAAGUACUCGCUUCUGGCCCUGCCCGCCCCCGUGCAGGCGGCCCGGGCCACCAUGGUUCUGGCGUGCAUCCUGUCAGCCUUGGGGAUCUGCACCUCCACAGUGGGCAUGACGUGCACUCGCUUAGGGGGCGACAGAAAAACCAAGAGUCACGCGUCUGCCGUGGGCGGCAUCUGCCUCCUGUCCGCGGGGAUCUCUGGGCUGAUACCCACGGUGUGGUUCACCAAGGAGAGCAUCGCUGACUUCAUGGACCAGACGGUGCCUGAGCGCGACAAACACGAGCCGGGAGGCGCGGUCUACGUGGGCUUCCUCUCGGCGGUGCUGCUCUUCAUCGCUGGCGUGAUCUUCUGCACGUCCUGUGUCCGGAAGGGUCCGGAAGCUCGGCCCUGCCCACCCGAGCAGAACCGUCUCUCCGGCCCACAGCUGGCGGACACUCGCACACCCCCCCUUAAGGAUUACGUGUAG